Molecule: messenger RNA, 1577 nt
Organism: Manihot esculenta (cassava)
Lineage: Eukaryota; Viridiplantae; Streptophyta; Magnoliopsida; Malpighiales; Euphorbiaceae
Product: light-inducible protein CPRF2
Exons: 6
Coding region: 62-1417 (451 amino acids)
Biological process (GO): regulation of DNA-templated transcription
Molecular function (GO): DNA-binding transcription factor activity
Source: RefSeq, a predicted model, not a curated record
ACACAGAAAAGCAAGACUAGGGAAGGAGAAAAGCUUUGGAAAAAAAAAGGAAAGAAAGCCGAUGAAUAGUAUAUUUUCAGUCGACGAUUUCUCUGACCUGCUAUGGCCUCCGAUGCCCGCUCAUCCGCCGGUGAUGAGUAGGAGUCCAUCGGAGUGGGAGCUGGAGAAGUUUCUCGAAGAAUUUCCGGUCCCUACUUCCUCAUCCACUAGCGACAGCAUUCCUUCCGCGGUAUCGGAAUCACCGACUUUGUCGAGGCCUCGAAAUGGUGAAGAUGACGUGGUGGAGAUCGAAAAGCCUGAAAUUCAUCCUUCUCCUCCUCCUGUUCCUCUUCCUCCUCGUAAUCGUCUGCAUCAGCCGUCGGAUCGCGCCUCAUUAGCUCCGGCGGAUUCGGAGGACUACCGCGCUUUUCUCAAGUCCCAGCUCGAUCUCGCCUGUGCCGCUGCGGCUAAGGCUCGGGAAUCGAAUGUAAAGCCUGAAGGUAUAACUUCAUUGGCUGAGGAGCAAAGUGUGGCUACUAAGAAUUUGCAGCCAGGAUCACAAGUUUCUGGUGAUAGUAAUGGUAUCUCGAAGGCACAAGGUGAGGCUGAUGGUGGAUCACUUCGCCUUCCAGCAUUACCUUCAACACAGAGAAAGCAAGAGGUACCAGCUAGGCAAACAACCAGCGGUUCUUCAAGAGAAGAUUCAGAUGAUGAUGAUCUUGAUGGAGAUACAGAAACCAAUGAACAUAUGGAUCCUGCGGAUGAAAAACGUGCAAGGAGGAUGCAGUCUAAUCGAGAGUCAGCCAGACGUUCAAGAAGAAGAAAACAGGCACAGCUGAAUGAACUUGAAACACAGGUUGGUCAUCUGAGGGAUGAGCGCACAUCAUUGCUAACACGCUUAACAGAUAUAAAUAAGAAGUGUGAUGAUGCUGCUGUUGACAAUAGAAUUUUGAAUGCUAAUAUUGAAACAUUAAGGACAAAGGUCAAAAUGGCUGAAGAUCAAGUUAAACGAGUGACAGGUCUGAACCCUAUGCUUCUAGCAAGAUCCAGCAUGCCUAGCAUGGGGAUGCAGUUUGUUACUGGUCAAACGGAUGCACCUGCGAGUGUUGCUGUGCCAAUGCAACAAAACAACCAUUUCUUUCACCAUUCAGUUCCUAACAUCCCCUCCGGUGCUCCACAUCUCCAAGGACUAAACAAUAGCUGCCCUAACAAAAAUUUAACUUCUCAUGCCACAAUUCCGCAAGGUGAUAAUGGAACAAGCAAUAUUGGUGGAAGGACCCCUAUGCAGCCUUUAACAGCUACUGCGCAAGCAAUGGCUGAUGCGCCUCCCAUGCAACACGUGCAAAAGCAAACUGUUCCUUCAGUCGGACCAGCAGCUUUGCCCAGAUGCAACAAUGGGCUUUCCCAUCCAGUUGCAAAGGAUAAUAAAAAGAAAUGACUCGGAUGCUUCUAUUACUGCUGCUGGAAAUUAUUAGUAUUUGGAAGAGGUUAUUUAAGGGUACAAUUAGAUUCUAAUAAGUAUGGGAUUUUUCAACUUAUAUUAGGCCUUUUUAUUUUAUUUUAUGAAUAAGCAUUCUCAGGUACUGGAUCAUUGCAAA